AUGGCUUUUCUCCCCUCGUCCUGUCAGGUCGAGUCAAAUGGAUGGUACCCGCUGUUCCGCGCAGCCUGGACGGGCCGAGCUGCUUGCGCACGUCUCCUGCUCAAAGCAGCGGCCCAUGUGGAAGGCCCAAUUUGCCGAAGCCGCUACUCGCCACUGAUGUGUGCUGCACGUUGGGGCCACCGCGAGGUGGUAGAAGCUUUGCUUGAAGCAUCUGCUGAUGUGAAGCGACGCAAUGACUUUGGUGAGGCGGGACAUGGUCGGACACGGUCGGACAAGGUGGAGAAGAGCCCCGUUCGUAGCGUCCUUGCUCCUAGUUGCGAUGCCAGGAGCCCCUAG
Messenger RNA from Durusdinium trenchii, 336 nucleotides. Lineage: Eukaryota; Dinophyceae; Suessiales; Symbiodiniaceae. The record is from the annotation of a GenBank genome assembly.